This is a messenger RNA of Toxoplasma gondii ME49, 3084 nucleotides long. Its product is annotated as flavodoxin domain-containing protein. Lineage: Eukaryota; Apicomplexa; Conoidasida; Eucoccidiorida; Sarcocystidae. Gene Ontology annotation, molecular function: oxidoreductase activity; flavin adenine dinucleotide binding; FMN binding. The coding region runs from base 1 to 3084 and encodes 1027 amino acids. The transcript is spliced from 8 exons. The record is from RefSeq and is a predicted model, not a curated record. Gene Ontology annotation, cellular component: cytosol.
AUGGCUGCUCGACGAAGAGGCCGCCGCACAGGGAAGCGCGACUCCGCGCAUGCCUCUGGAGUCGAAGCCGGGCAAGUCCCCGCGGAGGAAAUGUUUCAAGAUCAAAAAGAAGAAGAAAACGCGAACAAGCCAGGCGAGUCAAAUCUCUUGCCUUCCCCUCGUGACACUUAUGUUUCUCUCGUCUCUUCCGGCUCUCCGUCUCCUUCCUCUUCGUCUUCCCCUCCUCUGUUCUCGUCCUCGUCUCCUUCCUCUGCCUCUCUUCCAGCUCCUGCUCUUUCUUCUCCUUCUCCUCUCUCUUUUUUCUCUCCUUCCUCUUCUUCUGUUUCUUGCUCGGCUCCUCUCUACGUAGCAUUUGCAAGCCAGACAGGCACUGCGGCAGAGGCGGCGCGCGACCUCGGACGAGAGCUCCUUCUUCUGUGGAAAGACAAGGCCGGACACAAGACGUCUUCGUCUUCUACUUCGUCUUCUUCUUUCCCUCCGCCUGCAGUCGUCAGAGUCGACGACCUGCUUCUUCUUCUCCCCGCGCUUCGCCGCUGCUCGGCCUCCACGGCGCCGUCCCCAGUGGAGGCGAAUCCCCUGAGUUCCGCUGCAUUUGUCCAGAGAGAAGAAGCCGUAGUGGUGUUCGUCGUCUCGACGACAGGCUACGGCGAAAUGCCAGAGAAUGCGCAGAAAUUCUGGCGGCUUUUGCUGAAGGCGUCGCUCCCGUCUGACUUCCUCUCCAGUCUAAAGUUUGCCGUCUUCGGCCUGGGCGACCGUCUGUACAAACAGUUCAACUUUGCAGCUCGCAAGCUGCAGAUGCGUCUGAAGCAACUGGGUGCUCAGGAAGUGUACAGAAUUGGUUUAGGAGAUGACCAACACGACUUCGGGUACGAGGGCGAAUUCGAUCCCUGGUUAUCGGGUCUUCUCCCUUCCCUUGUCUCUCUCUACUCCCCGUCUUCCUCUCUCUCCGUUUCUUCUUCCUCUUCCUUUUCUUCUCUCUCUGAAGCCAAGCAGCUCCCGCCGUCUCUCUACAGUGUCCGCGUGCUUCCCGACAAAGACGAAACGGACGAGAACAGAGACGUGAGAGAGGAGAAGCAAGAAGAAAACAUGACGAAGAGAGAAGAAGAGAGACAGAAAAGAGAAGAAGAGAGAGAAGGCGUUCUUCUUGCAUCUCCGCUGAUGAAAGAAAUCUACGAAAAAGGCAUUUGUGAGGAACGCGGAGAACAUGGCCCGCAGCGUGGCUCAGACAUCUUCGGCCGUGUCGUUUCCAACAAACGACUGACGCCAGUUUCGCACUUCCAGAAAAUCCAUCUUCUUCAGCUCGCGGUCCCGCGUCGCAGCAUGCGUGCGGCGCUUGCCUUGUCUCGUGGGCAAGCCUUGCAAGAGAAAGAAGAGAGCGCGUCGGACGAUGAGGUUGAAGAGACGCUCUUUACUCCCGGCAGCGUUUGCUCGAUUUCUCCGCUUCUACCGCCACGCCUCACGCUCGCGUUCCUGGAUGCCCUGAAUCUCCCCGUGCAUGCGCGCUUGCAGCUCCGCCGCGGCGACGCGCCUGCCGUCCUCACGGGAGAAGAACAUCGUGAAGAGACGGGGGAAAACACAGCAGAAGAAGCGCAGGAAAAUCAGAAAAGACACGAACAACAGACAGACGUGGUUGUCAAGGCCCUGGACCUCUUCACGCAGGUCGUGGACGUGUCUGGAAGGCCGUCUCGGUUUCUCCUCAAACUCCUCGCGACCUGGAUUCCCCACCCUCUCUUGAAGGAAAAACUGCUCUUCCUUUCGUCCCGAUCUCUUGAAGCGAAAGAUGAAUUCUGUGCCUACUGCCGAGACGAACGACGCACAAUCGCCGAAGUCUGCUGGGACUUCUGCUGCAACGCCGACAGAAGCUCUCCUGAGAAUGGUUCAGAUUCCUCCUCUUCUUCUGCCUCCUCUUCUUCCUCCUCUUCCUCUGCAUCUGGUUCUUCCGCUUCAUCUUCUUUGUCUUCACCGCCGCUGUCAGACAUUGUCAGUGCUUUGCCGUUGAUUCAGCGCCGGAAAUACUCGAUCGCAAAUUGUGUGUUCCUUCCGCGUUCAGAGGAGUCCAAGCGACGUCGAGGAGAGACGGAGAGAGAGAAGAGACAGAACGAAACAAGAGAGACAGAGAACUUAGUGUCUUGUGCGGGAGACGCGAGUCGAGCACAGAACGCGAAAGGCGUUCGCUGGCUUAUGGCCUCGCCGUUCCUGCUGCGCAUGCAUGCGCCGGGUCUCUUCCUGUGGCUGAGCGCCGAGAGCCGCGCGCGGUUUAUGGACACCCUGGUCUCGGCGGAGGAAAGCCGAGAGGAAAGCUCGCAGGACGACGUGGUGGUGGACAUUUGCUUCUCCGUCGUCGAGUCGGAGACUGUCUCUCUGCGCCGAUGCCUCGGCAUUUGCUCCUCUUUUCUCGCCGAGUUGCCAGUCGGCUCGUUGUUGCCGUUUUCAAUUGAGGCGUCGAAGUUGCCAGCGAGUUUCUUCGAUUUGAAAACGCGCUUGAUUCUCAUUUCUCCAGGGACUGGCGUCGCGCCGGUUCGCUCGCUUAUUCAGCAGCGCCACGCAGCCUGGCUGUCUGAAUCGGCGGGGAAAAGAGUCGACGCGAACACGAGAGCGGCCGUCUCGAGUUUCUCCGGUGAAAAGGCAGGCCGCAGGAAAGACGGAGACGCCACACACAGCGAAAGGGACUUGUUGUUCCUCGGCUUCCGGCAUGAACGCGCAGACUUCCUUUUCGCAGAAGAGUGGAAGACCUUCUUGCCCUGGCUCGACGUCCGGGUGGCUUUCUCGCGAGAUGGGGUGUACAGACACCUCGGCGCAGAGCCAGAAGGUGCAGCGGGCUCGACGGCUCGGCGCAUCAGAGACAAAACGAAGAUCUAUGUGCAGGAUCUUCUGGAAGAAGCUCGUGACCAGGUCGCUUCACUGCUAAUCGAGUCGGACGCUGCCGUGCUGAUCUGUGGUCGAGCGCAUCCUAUGCCAAGCCAGGUGGAGGAAACCCUCGUCGAAAUUCUUGAGACUUCGAGAGGCUUCUCCACAGACGCUGCCCGGCGUUUUCUUGCCGACAAAAAACGCAGAAAAAGAUACGUCUGUGAUACUUGGGGAUAG